AAAAAAAUUCAAGAAAGAAGAUUGGGAAAGUGCGACGCAGAGACAGAGUUCCGAGCUCCAUCUUCUUCAAGCUCCCUGCCGAAGUAGCAGAAAAAAAGUGCGACGGCAAAGGGGGGACUGAGAGAGAGAGAGAGAGAGCUUAUUUUGAGCUGGGCAUUGAACUCUUUUCUGUUUCGACGCCCAUGAAGCGGCUCGCCUCUUCAGAAUUCAAUCCCAGCUUCUUGUGAGCGAGCUAUGAGGAACUCCCUCAUCUUCCUUUCUCUCGCAGCUCUUCUCGUUUUUUACAGCCUCAGGUAUCAGGCGGAUGCAGCCCCUGCAGGGCCAUUGAUAAAACACCUAUCUUCUCUUCUUAAGUGGACGAGGCCCGUCUCUAGAUCUCCCCAGUCAGAUGGGGACGUUCUUCAAUUUGAGAAUGGAUACUUAGUCGAAACUGUCGUGGAAGGGAAUGAGAUUGGUGUAAUUCCCUAUAAAAUUCGCGUCUCGGAUGACGGUGAACUCUUUGCCGUUGACGAAGUCAACAGCAACAUCGUUAAGAUCACACCCCCUUUGUCCCAGUAUAGCAGAGCGAGAUUGGUCGCUGGUUCAUUUCAGGGUUACUCAGGACAUGUUGACGGAAAGCCUAGUGAGGCUCGUUUUAAUCAUCCUAGAGGUGUUACUAUGGAUGAUAAAGGGAACGUGUAUGUUGCUGAUACCUUGAAUCUCGCCAUCAGGAAAAUCGGGGACUCAGGUGUGACAACUAUUGCUGGAGGAAAAUCAAAUGUUGCUGGCUACAGGGAUGGACCAAGUGAAGAUGCACAAUUUUCCAGCGACUUUGACGUCAUAUAUGUUAGGCCCACAUGUUCUCUGUUAGUUGUCGAUAGAGGGAAUGCUGCUCUUCGACAGAUCUCUCUCGAUCAAGAAGACUGCGAUUAUCAGUACAGUUCGAUCUCUUCUACAGAUGUCCUUAUGGUUAUUGGAGCGGUGCUGGUAGGAUACUCUGCGUGCAUGCUACACCAGGGAUACGGGCCUUUUUCCUUCUUAAGAAGGAAAAGAAAAAGCAAACGUCCGAAAGAUUUUCCCGAACCAACCAAGUUUUCUUUGUCUUCAAUUUUGCAGCCUCUGUCUCCAUCUGUUGAAGUCAAAGAACAGUCUCCUCAGGAGGAAAAGCAAAUCCCAGUAGUGGAGAACGUGAAAAAUGAAGAGCCGGGUUGGCCUUCUUUCGGACAGCUUAUUCUCGACCUUUCCAAGCUAGCUGUUGAAGCCCUGGGCGGAGUACUACUUUACUUUGUACCCUCACGCCUAAAACCCAAUGGCUCGAGGACGGGCCUCGAACCACUGAAGGACACCCUGCGAAUGCCUGAAGAUGAGCCUGAACCUGAACAGACUCGGAAGCAGAGAGCUCCAGUCCCACUCUCAGAAACCCGACAAGCGCAUCCUCCUCCUCCCACGGUUGAUCAUAAGAUCCAUAACCAAUCAGAACCUGCAGCCAAGGCUGUGAAGUUCAAAUCAACCAGCUUCAGGGACCCUUCAGUCAAGCACCGAAAGCAGCAGGAAUACGCGGAGUUCUAUGGAUUGGGAGAGUUGCCUCCUCCUCCUUAUGCGAAGUCGAAGAGCCACAAAGAGAGGACCAGGCAUCGCCAACGGGAGAAGAGCGCAGAGGCUGUGGAGCAAAAGCAAUCAGGUGAGAUGAAGGGUGCUGACUAUGAGAACCACCCAAAGUUCGAGCAUUACAACAUCAGAGGCAAGUAUGGUUCCAGUGACUCGUUUCGGUUUUGAAUCGAACUGUCGUAUCAUAUAUAUAAUAUACAAAUUAUUGACCAUAUAUUUUAUUCGAAGUUGUAGUUGGGGAUCAUAUCGGGUAAAAGCAGCAAAAAUAAAAAUAAAAAUGCUUGAGUGUAAUAACAGACAGUAACGAGGUUUAAGUGAGGUUUUUGAUGGCCAAGCUCAUGUACGUCAUCGGAGUUACGCUCUCCGACAGUCGCCUCUUUCCCAAUGCGAUUCGAGAUGGUUCUGAUGAUUA
Molecule: messenger RNA, 1999 nt
Organism: Punica granatum (pomegranate)
Lineage: Eukaryota; Viridiplantae; Streptophyta; Magnoliopsida; Myrtales; Lythraceae
Source: RefSeq, a predicted model, not a curated record